CAGCAUCCUCCUCCUCUGUCAGGGACGCGCGCACACGUACAACAGCCCAACAUUACAGAGAACAGGCUACAAUCACGCUUUGCCCACACAUCAUCAUCAUUAUUAUAUAGAAGUUAUUAUAUAGAAUUUGCAUUUGUCAUCGUCUUUUUCCUAUUUGGACAUUGAUGAAUUUGCCUCAGCGGUCGCCGUAGCGGUCCAAGCGAUCAAUUUCCUUCCCUCCUGCAUCCAAAGACUGAUCUGCGCUGCAAGAUGGCUGAGCUGAAUUUGGGGAAGGGGCUGACAGCUGGGAAAGUGGCCAGCAACGUUCAGAAAAAGCUCACCAGAGCCCAGGAAAAGGUUCUACAGAAGCUUGGCAAAGCAGAUGAGACCAAAGAUGCUGCUUUUGAGGAGUGGGUCAUCAACUUCAACAAGCAAUAUACUGAAGGCAGCAAACUCCAGAGGGACCUAAGAGCAUACCUUGAGGCAGUUAGAGCUAUGCACGAGUCCUCCAAGAAUCUACAGGCAUGUCUAGGUGACAUGUAUGAGCCGGACUGGUAUGGCAAGAAUGAAGUGGAUUCUAUUCUGGAGGACUGUGAUGUGCUUUGGACUGAUUACCAUCAGAAGUUGGUUGAUCACGCUCUGAUCUCCAUGGAUACCUACCUGGGUCAGUUCCCUGAUAUUAAGGCUCGCAUUGCAAAGAGAGACAGGAAACUGGUGGAUUACGACAGUGCCAGACAUAACUAUGCUGCUACACAUAAGACUAAGAAAAAAGACGGAGGCAUUAAAAUUACAAAGCCGUCCACCUUGUUGGAAAGAGCCACUCCAGGCUGGGCUCAGGGCAUCCUGUCUGCACACAACCUUGCUCAGACCAGUCUCUCCAAGAGCCAGGCUGAGGAAGAGUUAGAAAGAGCCCAGAAGGUGUUUGAGGAGAUUAAUCUUGACUUGCAAGAAGAGUUACCUUCACUCUGGAACAGUCGUGUUGGAUUUUAUGUCAGCACCUUCCAGAGUUUGGCGGGCUUUGAGGAGAAGUUUCACAAGGAAAUCAGUCGGUUGGAUCAGGAUUUGCAUGAUAUGUUGGAGAAAUUGGAGAACAGCGACACAACCAGAAGGACUAGUGACCUUGGCACAGCAUCGUCAGGACCCAGCAGGAGUGAAAGAGAGGACUCUAACCACACUCUCAGACCAGGAGGACCACCUCCAAUCCCCAAAUCCCCAUCCAAGUUAAGACCAGCAGUGCCUCCGCCACCUAAGGUAACCCCAUCUAAGGAACUAAAAACUGAGAACAUCAUCAACCUGUUUGAUGCUGCAGCAACUCCUGAUAUCAAUGUCACCUCUCCUACAGAGUUUGACAGUCCUGCAGUCAACAACCUGUUGGAUAUGGACCUGGAGUGUUUCAGUGAAGCAGCCAAAGUCUCCACAGUCUCUCAGCCGACUAACUGGGACUCAUGGUCGGAGGAUGCUGACGCACAGGAAGAAGAAACUCAGAAGCACUUUGACCCUGUUGCUGCUGCUACAGAGGCCUGGGGUGACGAUGGUACACAACCCAUCCGCUAUGAUCCCAUAGCAGCAGUCUCACAGGGCUGGGGGGAUGACGGGACCCAACCUGUUCGCUAUGACCCUGUGACUGCAUCGCAGGAGGGAUGGGAGGACGAUGGGAGCCAGGCGGCUCACUACGAUACAGUAGAAGAAGCCCAGGAGGGAUGGGGUGACGAAUUAGAGCAGCCUGUCAAAGAGGAGCCAGCUGCAGUUGAAACACCUGCUGACGAGGCUCCGUCUGAUGUGGUUGAGGAGGACAACAGUCCAGCUGCUCCCGAGCUGGAUGAAAAAGAGGGUCAGAGAGAUUCCUCAGCACCACCUCCUGAGCCUGAAGCAGAAGAAGAAGAACCAGUAGCAGAGGAGACUCCCACCACAGCAGCAGAAUCAACACAAGAUUCAUCAGAGACUGCAGACAUGCCUCCUGGCUUCCUGUUCAAGGUCCAGGUGAUGCAUGAUUAUGCUGCCAAUGACACGGAUGAACUAGAGAUGAAGGCUGGUGAUGUGGUGCUAGUGGUCACCUUCGACAAUCCAGAUGAACAGGACGACGGCUGGCUGAUGGGACUGAAGCAGGACGAUUGGCAGCAGAAAAAAGAAAAUGCCACUAAAGGAGUAUUUCCUGAAAACUUCACACAGAGGCUGUGAAAGAAGGGGCACGUUCCUUUUGUUGAUGCCUAUUUAUGUCCUUCUCCUCUCUUCCCCCUCCAUACUGUAUCCUACCAAGGACUUUGGCCAUAUAAACAGAGCUGUGAUAGCCCUGGAUGAAGUCAUGCAUUUCUAAGAUCUGCUGCACUGUGGAUCUUUUUAUUUACGUUUCGUUUCUCUUUUUUCAUGAACAGAUGUAGCCAUUUUGUGGGUCUGUUUGCCAUCACACUGCUCUGCAUUUGAGGAGUCCUGCUCAUUCAGGAUCACGUGUACUGGUAGUAACCUGUUCAGUGGCUACAACGGAAAUCAAUUUCUGAUGACUCAAUCUUUGUCGUGUCAUGUCGCAUCAACUGAAAUUUAAGAUUUGUUAUUUUUGUGGCAGAUUGAGAACCGUGUAAAAUAUGUAAGAUGUUGCCAGAUGUACUAGAAAACCCCCCAAAAAAUAUUGUUGUAAAAAGUAAGUACAUCCUCUUUCAGUUACAAGGUUUACUUGAGAAGGACAGUGCAAUACGUCACGUUUUAGUUUGUUAAUAGGCAUGAACCAGUUAUCAGUGUCAAGGUGUAUCGAGGUUUUAAAAAAAGUAGAGUUUAAAAAAAAAAAUACAACAAUGUUUAGCUUUACCACUCAUAGGUUUAAAAUUAUUUUACGAAGAUGCAGGGGAAAGUAUGAAACGCCAUGCUGACCGUCCCCCAUGUGGUACCACACACUGCCAGUCAGCUGACUGAAAGAAGGCUCUUACCCUGCUUUGGCUGUUUGUAGGUAUUUUCAGGCAGGAAAAACACUGACAGUGAAGCGGACUCUUGACAUAAACCUUUUCCGCAUCUAAGCUUGCGAGGUUAGGUCGACAUAAUUUUCCUAUGCAGUAAGAUUACAAAGCCUCUCCUGAAUUUUGAGGCUGUUUAUUUUGGACUGUUUCUUGUAUGUAAAAUCGAAUUUUCAAUAUAUAAAUGUACAGUAGCAUUAUUAUAACUAUAAUAAAUCAAUGCAUUUUAUUGAUUUAACAGCAGUACAAAUGUGCUUCUGUUCUAGUCUGAACAAAGCCAAUUAGAUCAUGUUAAAUAUUUUCAUUUGGAAUAUUUUUAGGGAAGUACAACAAAACCGUUUUAGUUACAGUUCACACUUCCUCAAUUCCCUAAGACCUAGAAAUAACCUAAUGUUUUUUGGGGGAUUAAGUUUUGAUAUAUAAAUGUGUUGAAGUGAAAGAGGGUGUACUUUCAUUUUACCUGUGAAUAUAAUAAUAAUAUAAGACCUACAUUUUGUUUUACAAAGAUAAAAAGGGGCAAAAGUGCUAUUCUGUAGCUGACCAAAUAGGCAAAAAUCUUCACUUAUUAGUCUAGUCACAAAAGAGUAAAAUAAGUACCAUUCCAGAAAAUGCAAUUUUAUUUAAUCAAAACUGAAAAAUAAAUAAUUAAAUACAUAAAUAGAAAGAAAAAACUUUUAAUAAUACUCUCGUCUGAUCAGUCAAGACGCUUAUCUCAUUGCUGGUGGAGUUAAUUUGAUCGAUUAUUAAACUCCUCACACAUUGCCUUCAGGACAUGUCCAGCAAUUCCUAUAUUCUUACUUUCAUUGUUUACUUGUGGAAAAGGGGCCCUUGGUUGUUGUUGUGUUAGUAUCGAGUCUGUGGUGGCAUAAGUACAAUCCUGUUGUAAAAAAAAAAAAAAAAA
This is a messenger RNA of Poecilia latipinna (sailfin molly), 3822 nucleotides long. RefSeq names its product bridging integrator 1a (gene bin1a). NCBI's taxonomy places the organism in Eukaryota, Metazoa, Chordata, Actinopteri, Cyprinodontiformes, Poeciliidae. The transcript has 20 exons. Gene Ontology annotation, cellular component: cytoplasm; synaptic vesicle; plasma membrane. The coding region runs from base 250 to 2157 and encodes 635 amino acids. The record is from RefSeq and is a predicted model, not a curated record. Gene Ontology annotation, molecular function: tau protein binding; phospholipid binding.